Aspergillus pseudonomiae is the source of this 831-nucleotide messenger RNA. RefSeq names its product RTA1 domain-containing protein. Lineage: Eukaryota; Fungi; Ascomycota; Eurotiomycetes; Eurotiales; Aspergillaceae. The transcript is spliced from 2 exons. Bases 1 to 831 code for a protein of 276 amino acids. Gene Ontology annotation, cellular component: membrane. The record is from RefSeq and is a predicted model, not a curated record.
AUGGGCGAGUUAAAGCCCUACAAGCACGGGUACUACCUAUGGCUCUAUGUCCCAUCCCUCGGAGCAGCAGUUGUAUUUCUAUUGUUUUUCGCAGGAGCGACUGUGCUGCACACUUAUCGGCUCAUCAAAACCCGAACCUGGUUCUACAUUCCCUUCGCCAUGGGAGGAAUCUUCGAGAUCUACGGAUAUGGAGGUCGCUGCGGCGCAUAUAAGAACACAGCCUCCCUAUUCGCCUACGCGCUUUCCAAUAACGGCGCACUACUCGCCCCCGUCCUAUUCGCAGCCUCUAUCUACAUGACCCUAAGCCGGAUAAUCCGCGCCGUGCGCGGAGAACAACACAGCAUCAUCCCCAUGAAAUGGCUUACAAAAGUCUUUGUCGUCGGAGACAUAGCAUCCUUCGCCGUACAGGCAUCAUCGACAGGCCUAAGCGUUACCAGCCACGGAACGGCCGCCAAAGCAGUCGUCUUACUGGGUCUUUUCAUUCAGCUGAUAUCGUUCGGUUUUUUUGGUGUAACUGCGGCUGUAUUUUAUCGACGUGUGCUAAGGGCCCCGACGUCCGAGUGUUUCCAUUCUAACUUACCGUGGGAGUCGAGUUUGCAUAUGCUGUUCGCGGUUAGUGCUCUUAUCAUGAUCCGAUCGAUAUUCCGAGUCAUCGAGUACUGGGGUGGGGAGUCGGGGUACUUACUACAGCAUGAAUGGCCCAUGUAUGUUUUUGAUAGCGUUCCUAUGCUGGUCGUCAUGGCUCUGUUCUAUAUAAGGUAUCCGAGCUGUAUUCGGGAUAAGGGGCACGAUAAAGAACAAAGUGAGAGACCUAUCGAUGCUGUAGGAUAA